Messenger RNA from Oryza sativa Japonica Group (Japanese rice), 994 nucleotides. The record is from RefSeq and is a predicted model, not a curated record. NCBI's taxonomy places the organism in Eukaryota, Viridiplantae, Streptophyta, Magnoliopsida, Poales, Poaceae.
CUACACUGACGACGACGAGGAAGAGGACGACCAAGACGAGGAGGAGGGGAGCUUCGGUGGGGGCACCCGGGCUGCCGCCAUGCCCAAGCCGCCAGCGGGCUUCGUGCUGGACGACCAGGGAAGGUGCAUCGCCGCCGCCUCCAAGCGCAUCGUCACCAUCAUUGAUGACACCAACAACCGGCCCUUGGAGUGCAUCAUCAGGAGGGUGUUCCGAAGCACGCUAGACCACGACUGCAUGCUCCUUUGCCCAGUUGACAUGUAUUCUACUAAUUGCAACUCACUUAUUAGUCACUAACUAGGCAUAUGCAUCUUCCUCAAUUUUCUCUAGCUGCCACUCAAACCCCCCUCCCCCUCCCAUUCUGAUCCUUGUCUCUUUCAGGCCUGUGCAGGUCCUUAAGAGUGCCAAUUUCAGUGGCUGGAUUGCUGUUGAUGAUGACCAGAUUAAGGAAAUCAUUCCAUCCGUUGCAUAUGCCCUCGCUAGAGUGCAUAUGCACUUUGUAGAGAGUGGAUUUUGUUAUACAGCACGGGGUGGCUUUUGCUUUCCUGAAGACGCGAUUCAAGAAUUUCAUGAUUCUGGUGACGGCGGUGAUAGUGUACCUUUUGAAGGUGUAGAGAUUUGUUGUUUCAAUUUGGAUGGCGCACAUUAUAUGAUUUAUACACCAGUUGAUCCUCUUCUGUUCGUUGCAGUGAAGGAUAAAGAUGGCGUGCUACGCAUUGCUGAAGAUGAACUCAUGGACGACCCUGCUGUUGUCGGUGCCAUAGACGAAGAGACAGAAUUCACAGCUUUGGUGGAGGAGGAAGAGGCCCUUCUUGAAUCGGUGCUGGGUGAAAGAUGACCAUGCCGCGGCCUGUAUUGAUGGUCGAUCAGAGGCGGAGACUGCAAUGGUGGGCGUCCAUCGAUCAUCAUUCCCACCCACCAAUUAAGUAGCAGAAGCAAGCUCCCCGCAAAAAAAAAAAAAAAAAAAAAAAAAAGAAGGUAGCAGAAGCAAGCUAA